Molecule: messenger RNA, 1028 nt
Organism: Pelmatolapia mariae (spotted tilapia)
Lineage: Eukaryota; Metazoa; Chordata; Actinopteri; Cichliformes; Cichlidae
Product: major histocompatibility complex class I-related gene protein-like
Exons: 7
Coding region: 1-1020 (339 amino acids)
Biological process (GO): immune response
Cellular component (GO): external side of plasma membrane
Source: RefSeq, a predicted model, not a curated record
AUGAUGAAGAAACUUAUGGUUCUCCUCCUCCUCUGCCAUGCUACAUCUGCAGCAAUAAACUCCUUUAAGAUGUAUUUUAUGAUAUCGUCUGGAGUCCCAAAUGUUCCCGAAUAUUUGGCAGCGGUAAAUGUUGAGGAUGUUAUGAUUGCUUACUAUGACAGCAACAUGAAUAAACCUGAACCCAGACAGGACUGGGCAAAAGAAGUGAAGAAAGAGGAUCUCCAGCUAUGCACAGAGCAUGGUGUUCACAUAAUCCAGGAGUUGACUGGUUAUGAGUGGGAUGAUGAGACUGCAAAGGUCACUGGGAUUAAACAGUUUGGUUAUAAUGGAGAAGACUUCAUUGCACUGGACAUAGAAACAGAGACAUGGAUCUCUUCAAACCCACAAGCUGAAAUCACAAAACAAAUAUGGAACGCACAUACCAAUAAGGGGUUUUGGAAGAACGUAUUCGCAACUACUUUCCCGGCAUGGUCCAGCAUGUACAUGAAUUAUGCUGAAAGUUUUGUGCAUAGAAAAGUUCCUCCUUCAGUGUCUCUCCUACAGAAGACUUCCUCCUCUCCAGUCAGCUGCCACGCUACAGGUUUCUAUCCUGGCAGAGCCAUGAUGUUCUGGAGGAAAGAUGGAGAGGAGAUACAUGAGGAUGUGGACCACAAAGAGAUCCUCCCUAACCACGAUGGGACCUUCCAGAUGAGUGUUGAACUGGAUAUUUCAUCAAUCGGACCUGAAGACUGGAGAAGGUAUGACUGUGUGUUUCAGCUCUCUGGUUUUGAGGACGAUGUUGUCACGAGACUGAAUGAAUCAAUCACCAGAACCAACUGGGACAAAGAUGAAACUGGAAAUGAUGAAGGUGAGAAAAACAACAGAUCCAUUCCUAUCAUCACUGCCAUGGUUGUUCUUGUUGUCAUCGUCACUGUUGGUGUUGGAUUUGCUGGUUACAAAAGAAAGAAAGGCAAAAGCACCAACUUGUCACCUGACACCAUCUCUGAGCUCUCUGAGAGACUGAAUCCAGAGACCACAUAAGCAAACAC